Molecule: messenger RNA, 4104 nt
Organism: Giardia duodenalis
Lineage: Eukaryota; Fornicata; Diplomonadida; Hexamitidae
Product: putative Transcriptional regulator ATRX
Exons: 1
Coding region: 1-4104 (1367 amino acids)
Molecular function (GO): ATP-dependent chromatin remodeler activity; ATP binding
Source: RefSeq, a predicted model, not a curated record
AUGUCUGAAGCGAGCCCUCAGGGUAUCCAAGUAGAAAAUCUGAGAGCCACCCUUGCUGACGACCUAAUUCCUAAUGAGCUGCGGGACACAUUUAAUGGAAAGCUGCACUUUUACCAAAAGGAGACAGUCAACUUUCUAAUUUUACGCUACAAUGAAUAUAUGCGCAAUUUAGACAACCCAGACAUUAAGUCAACUCAGCAACACAUCAAGAAGCUCACUGGGUUCAUCGUAGGGCAUGAAAUGGGUCUUGGAAAGACGGUUAUGGUACUGUUUUUCUUGCGCUGCAUAAUCAAGCAUCCACACCCUGUGAUGCGUCCCCAGCGCAUUGUCAUUGUAGUGCAGAAAGUACUAAUCCCGCAAUGGAAGCAGGAGAUAAGCAGAUGGUGCCAAGCAAUUCCGCUUUAUACAUAUCACGGAAGCCAUCAGCAGCGCAGACAAAAGCUUAUGCGUGCGAAAAAUGAGCGCGUAUGCAUCAUCUUGACAACGUACGCAAUGAUAAGUAACGAUGGGGAAUACAUUAUGAGUGUUUUGAAAGAUACAAACCCAUCUUACUCCAGCCUUCUCCCAUCCGUAGCUUCUGACUCGUCUAGUAGCACUUCUAUUGAUUCCAUUUCUGCACAACCUAUAACAGCUGUGACUCCUAACGCUAUAGGCAAUGCCGAAACAGGAUCUACUGAUCAAGUGGACCAAGAGCUUUCCAGCUCCAGUAGCUUCCUCGACCCAGUGUCUGAGUUCUCUUGGAUGAUAAAGAAGCGAUCAGAGACUCCUGGGAAAAGCGCUGCGGCAGAGGCUGCACAUCGUUUAAAGCACCUUUCUCUUCAGAGUCCAUCUGAGCCCAAACCAAAGCAUAAUAACACUAACGAAAUCAUCCAUCCUUCUUCACAACUGCCCACUCUCCCUGCCUCACAGGCUCAAACAACAAAUAGCACUUCAGUCCAGGGUAAUGAUAGCAAUCCAGAAAAUCUCAUGUAUCUUGCUCCUCCUCCAUCCAGCAAGCUUCCAAAGCAUUGUAUAGACAUCCUUAUUAUGGACGAGGCGACCGCCAUUAAGAAUACUGCUACUAAGAUAUCACGGGGGUUGAAGAGUAUAGACGCAGGCUUUAAGCUAGCGCUGACCGGCACACCUGUGAUCAACAACCUGGGUGAGCUUUGGGCAAUCGCCGAUUAUAUUAAUCCUGGAUACUUUGGAAAUCGAACUCAAUUCGAUAAAAAUAUUGCUAAACCCAUUAAUACUGGCGAGCUUCAGGACGCCACGGCGCGCGAGAGGUUCAUUGCACAAAAGGUACGACGGGCUCUUAAAGCUAAGCUUUACCCCAUCCUCAUUCGCCGCACAACUGCAGAUCUUGGGUCCUUAGACGUCAACAAGAUAACCAUUACGUUCUGGAUCCCACUUAACGAAGUCCAGUUUAUCCUGUACGGUUCUGCACUUAGAGCAAAAGCUUUCCAGGAGAUUUAUUGCAACUCAUCCAACUACACAAAGAUGAUUUAUUUGCUGCAUCUCUUGCGUAAAGUGUGCGACAAUCCUUGUGAGCUAUCCACAGAGGACGCUGGUUUCUUUAAGGGUAACUUAGAAAAGGCAAUCCUUAAUAUAAAGCAAAAAGCAACGCAACCACAGGCCCGCGAUGGCGACUACCUGCAGAUUCUAGAAGACCUACAGAUAUCUAAGGCAUCAGACCAAGAUCUUCCUCAGCAAGACCCUCCACGCUUGGCUAGAUCAAGUUCCGCUAAUGAUACUGAUAUUCCUCUUAUCAAUGGUCAGCCUACCUUGUCUCACGACAUGGAACACGUCAAAAGAACCGGUGAGAUGGAUGCAGUAGAUACACCUGAACGAGCUGGUCUCAAUGAAGAAGAUAGUAGCGACAAUGAGCAGGACGCCCAAGAAUGGGCAUUGGCGCGCUCAUUUGAUGAAUACAUCCACAAAUCCCCAGAUCACUACGACCUUACGGUUCGGAGUAUCACCGCUCUCUCUAGCAAGUAUUCACUUUUCAUGGAACUAAUUACUCAUAUCAAGAACAACAACCAUCGUGCACUCAUUUUUUGCGACUACCAGAUAAUAUUCAGCAUGCUGGAGCACCUACUGUCCCAUAAUGAUAUUCCAUAUUUACGUCUUGACGGCACGAUAGCCGAUGUUUCUGAACGUGAUAGGAUCUGCAAAAGCUUCAACGCAAACAAAAGGUACACCGCUCUUCUCAUCUCAAUUAAGCUGGGCUCCAUGGGUCUUAAUCUUACUGGAGCAAAUAGGGUAAUUCUGUUUGCCCCUGCGUGGAGCCUGCAAGUAGAAGAGCAAGCGAUAGCUCGAGCCUAUCGAAUGGGACAGAAACACAAUGUGGUAGUCUACAAGCUGGCCUGCAUCAACACAUUGGAGGAGAAGAUGGUGGUGCGCCAACUGCAAAAGGCCGGUAUAGCUAAUGUAACACUCGACGAUGAGAAACACAGAUCUGUAAUCAAGAAAACUGAUUUGGGCAAUCUAUUUGAGUUCAGCCCUAGCAAAAGAUUGGAAGGGCAGUUGCCAGAGAAUAUUAAACAUCACGCAACAUCAGAACAUGUGCGGUGGACGAUUCAACAGGCGCUUGGGUCAUCAUGGUGCGGUGACGAACAAACAGAAGCGGAUAAGGAGUUGGAAUUUGUGAACUCUUUAAUCACUAGGGACUUUUGUAUCGAUGUGUCAGUGCUUGAUUAUCUACACAGUAAAGCGAACAUAGACAAGGAGAUGGAUAUCUCCGAGCAGGCAUCGUCGCAGCUGGGAGCAUCAGACUUUGAUAGAAUCUUAUCCGUGGGGCUAGAAGCGUCUUCCAAGCCGGAAGAAGAUAACUCAGGAGGAGAAAACCAUGCGAACCUGGUGUUCAUUUAUAUUGAGUCUCAUCGUACUAACUAUUUCCGAAGUAUCAUGGUAGCAAUCUUCACUUAUUGUAAAGUUCGACCAUCAAAUCUUGAUGACGCGCUGAAUGCGUACUCUAAACGAUUGCGUGAUAGCAUAUACACUAUGAAAAAGAACAGCAAUCACACCAGGACUUACAUACCCAGACCAUUUGUUCCAUUUGUGAAUCCAAAGAACCUCGCCCACGUUGCCGAGUGGCAGUGCUACCUCGCGUGGGCAGUUCUGAGGGCAUCUAUUCACACAGCCGACGCAGAAGCUUUCCCACCCGAACUUCAGGACUUCAAAAUAACAUCGCGUGAGAGACUAGCGUUCGCAACAUCCGACCCUAAGAUUCAAGAACUGUAUGCCUACUUUAACUUUCAGCUUAAUAGUAUCAUUUCUCACUUCACAAUUGAAAUAAAAGGGAGCCUGAUUGCAGAGAUGCCAGACAUUUGCGAGAUUUGCAGCACAAACACCGUGGAGGAAUACGUCAUUUACCUGCACAAUCUGGUUGUCAGUAGAAUCAAGCUCCUAAUGAGCAAUAAGAGUACCUUUAGACCCACUCCCACUUAUCCUGCAACGCUGAACAUAAUAUGCUCUUUGUGUCAAGCCAAUAAAAUACCUUUAGCAACUCUAAUUGCAGCAUAUGACAAUCCGCAGAAUUGGAUCAAUUCAAGGUUCAAGCAAGCGCCUCAGAUAGAAAAGGAGAAAAAGAAGAUUCCAUUACUCUGGGGCCCGAUGGCAAAUGAGUUUGAGAAAGUACAGAAGUCUACGCUGACUAAACUGCUACAGAAGAUGUAUGGUCAUAUCAAUUACGCUAUCCUUGACACAUGCCUACUUGAUUCUAAACCAUUGGAUCCAGCGGGUCAGGCAACAACUAAUACCAUAUCAUUAAGCGACGUCACAACGUGCUUUGAAGAUGAGAUAGUUAUCAUGCAAGCAAACGACACCUUCAGCAAGAUACUGAGUCAGUACCGCUUGAUGAGCAACGAGGUUAGGGCAGUAAUUCUUCAGGAUACUUAUCAGAAGCUAUGCCACUAUCAGACAUUACUGCCAGACAAUGCUCAUCACAUAGCUCCCGCCCAAUUUACUAACCUCAUCGCUGUGUCCGCGCCGAAUGCACCUCAGCAUACCUACGAACCUGAGUCCAAUGUUAGUGUUAGAGAGAAAUUGCAGACUGAGGCACAGCCCAGUGGUUCUAACGCGAAAGGCUACGAAGACGAGGAAUCAAUUGAUAUACUUGCGUGA